Molecule: messenger RNA, 1817 nt
Organism: Gloeophyllum trabeum ATCC 11539
Lineage: Eukaryota; Fungi; Basidiomycota; Agaricomycetes; Gloeophyllales; Gloeophyllaceae
Product: PCI-domain-containing protein
Exons: 4
Coding region: 80-1588 (502 amino acids)
Biological process (GO): regulation of protein catabolic process; ubiquitin-dependent protein catabolic process
Cellular component (GO): proteasome complex; proteasome regulatory particle, lid subcomplex
Molecular function (GO): enzyme regulator activity; protein binding
Source: RefSeq, a predicted model, not a curated record
GCGCGUCCUCAUCUUAGACUUGUACAUUGCGCGAUCGUCCGGCUCUCCCUAUCUCGCGUUUGCGUCCAAUCUGCCCACCAUGACCGACGUUGAAAUGAAGACAGAAGACAAGGCUCAGGACAAAGCACAGGACAAGACCAAGGAAGAGCCCAAGCCAGUCCCAGUGUCGCCUGCUGCAGAAAUCAAGUCCAAUGUUGCCCUCAUUGAGCGUGCUGUGGCCACCCUCGAGCCAAGGUUCACUAUGCGCGUCCUGAGGACGUUGACCUCUCUCAGGAAACGCUUGAAUGAUGCAGUCCUUCGAGAGGCGGUGGAAGAGGUGUACCCCAAAGAUUCAUCCAUCAAGAAGUCUCUACUGUCGUGGCUACCAGCUGCCACGUCUGCGGACCACUCCAUGGACAUCGACGGCGCGCCUGCUUCGAGCAAACCUACGUCUGACCCUGUACCCGAAGUCGAGAUAUACCUCCGCCUUCUCAUCCUUCACCACUUUUUGUCGUCCCAGAGCACCUACGGCAAGGCUAUGGAGCUCGCACAAGAUACGGUCGCCAAGAUGCAGGCGCUGAACAGGCGGAGCAUGGACCCCAUCGGCGCCAAGGUGUGGUACGCUGUGGAGCGUACGUAUGAACUGGCCGGGGAGUUGGCCGAUGCCAGACCAAUGUUCCUCGCCGCACAGCGCACGUCUUCACUCAGACAUGAUGACGAGACACAAGCAUCUCUCAUCAACCGCCUCCUCCGCAGCUAUCUCCAAUACAGCUUGUACGACCAAGCAGACAAGCUCGUGUCAAAAACCACUUUCCCCGCCUCAGCUUCAAACUCGCAGUUCGCGCGGUACCACUACUACCUGGGGCGUAUCAAGGUCGUCCAGCUGAACUACACUGCCGCUCACACAAACCUGCAGCAAGCGAUCAGACGCGCUCCUCCCGCAAAAGUUGCGCCGGGGUUCUACCAGGCGGUGCACAAGCUGUCUGUGGUGGUUGAACUUCUCAUGGGCGAUAUCCCAGAGCGCAGCUUGUUUAGACACCCAGUACUGGAGAAAGCGCUGAGCGCGUACUAUGACAUCGUAACCGCAGUGCGGACCGGCUCACUCUCGCAGUUCCAAACAACCCUCUCGAAGCAUGCCGCCUUAUUCGAGGCGGACAAAACCUACACGCUCAUCGGGCGGUUACGGCAGAACGUCAUCAAGACGGGGAUCCGGAGACUCUCCCUUUCGUACUCGCGCAUCUCUCUGCGGGAUAUCUGCGUAAAGCUGCAUCUCGACUCGGAAGAGGACGCGGAGUACAUCGUUGGGAAGGCCAUUCGGGAUGGUGUUAUUGAUGGACGGAUCGUGCAUGAGAAGGGAUGGAUGGAGUGUGGCGGGCAGAAGGGUGGAUAUGGACCCGAGGUUGCUGAGGUGUUCCAAAGGAGAAUAGGGUACUGCCUGGAAUUGCACAACCAGAGCGUGAAGGCAAUGCGCUAUCCUCUGAAUGCGCACCGCAAGGAACUUGCAGCGGCGGAAGGUGCGCGGGAGCGGGAAAAGGAGCUGGCCAAGCAGGUACAAGAAGGCGGCGGGGACUUGGAUGACGACGACAGUCCGUUGGGUGAAGGCUUCUAGUGCGCUAGCGGGCGCUAUGUGUACUUGACAUUGGGAAUCUGAAUGGACGCUGACCAGAAAUGGAUGGUGGAACUCUUAUCUCUUCCUCUGAGCUUUUGAAUGCCGUAUGGAGCUUUCCCAGCAUUCUGCCCUGGACGCUGCGUACUUUCUUCCUGGUAACUGGCGCGCGACCGCAACUUAGAAACGGUUGUAGAGGGCCCAAAUAUCAUCUUGACGACAUCGUUUCCCU